Anolis sagrei ordinatus is the source of this 1867-nucleotide messenger RNA. The record is from RefSeq and is a predicted model, not a curated record. Lineage: Eukaryota; Metazoa; Chordata; Lepidosauria; Squamata; Anolidae.
GUGCCUUGUGCCCUUUUGCUGGCUGCAGGGAGAGACAGGAAGGAAGGAACGCCCUGUGAGCAGAUUCGGAGGAAGGCAAGGUCCCAAAGCAGUUGCAGGGACUCAACGGUCUGUGUAGAGAGAGAGAAAGCCAGGAGCAGAGAUGGAGGCCAAAGGCUGAAGAGCACAAGAAGGUGAUACUUACGUUUGGAAAUACUUCAGAGGGAGGCGAACAUGAAGCGGGCAGGGGAAUCAGAAGUGCGGAUCGUCCUCCUUGGCAAAUCCGGAGUUGGAAAGAGCGCCACAGGGAACGCCAUUCUUGGCCGGAGGGAGUUUGAGUCUCGGCUUCAGGCGAGGACCACGACCGUGGCCUCCCAGCGGCGCCAUGGGAAGUGGAAGGACCUGGCUGUUUCUGUGGUGGACACGGCAGACGUCUGCGACCCAAAAGUCCCCAGCGAAGAACUGGAACCCAGGGUCCGGCACACCAUCGCCCUCGCCAGGCCCGGUCCCCAUGCACUCCUGUUCGUGACCCAGGCUGGACAUUUCACCCCAGAAGACGAGGCGGCAGUAGAGCAGCUCCAGGAGAUGUUUGGGGAGGAGGCGGUUCAGCACGUGAUUGUCCUCUUCACCCACAAAGAGGACUUGGGAGGGAUCUCCUUGCAAGAACAUGUCAACAGGUCCCACAACGAAGCUCUGCUGGGGCUGAUCCAGAAAUGUGGGAACCGAGUUUGUGCAUUCGACAACAACGCCCUUGAGGAAGAUCAGGAGGAGCAAGUCUCCGAAUUGAUGGAAAUGGUCCUGAAUAUGAUCCGGGAGAACAGAAGGCUUUACAGCAACAAGAGGCCGUACCUGGAAUCUUCCAUUAUGGAGGAAGCCUCAGGAUCCUUCGUAGCAGAAAGGAGGAGAGCCGAGAAAAGGGAAAGAGGAGUGCUGGAGAGGUUCAGCUGCAGGACGGCAUUUGCAGUCCUUGCCUUGGGUGCAUGUCUAGCUUUCCUGUAUUGCCUUAGCUAUCUCAUUUCUAACAGGGACUGAGAAAUAAUGGAAAGCCAAUUGGCUGCCUCCAUAUUAUAAGAAAACUAGCUCAACCCAGCUGUACUGGUACGGCUGUACCAGGAAUUCCAACUUCCUUUUCUUUCUUUGAGUAUUUGCAUGUAUUCCAAAGUUCCAUGCAUUUUGCAAUAAGGUGGCUUCCCUUGGUUUGCAGCCACCUGCCUAUCAUCGUUGGGUUUUUUAGUUCCGCCCCUUUCCCCAGGGUUCAGGAAGGAAAGGGAGCCAUUUUAGCUCAGUCUUACAGUUGAAAGCUUAGCUACAGGACGUGAAUCAGCUCCACCUGUAGAGAAGGUUCGUUUCUUACGAAAUUCCGGGGGGAAACAGUUCCAAAGGACUCCAGCUGGAGAAUCUACAAAGCCUUGACUGGUAGGUCUACUCAAGACCCAAGAAGCAGUUUGGAGCCGGGAGUAGAGCCCACACCAGCAAAGUUUAGAAAGUAGAUUGCCCAAGGAGGGGUUAAAAAGGGUUUUCCUCUUAAAGAAAAGAAACAGUUCACGAAGCCAGUUGCCUGUCCCUUGUGGACAAGAUUAAGAAUGUCAGGAUUAAUUUAGUUAUAUGUGUGUUUUUCAAUGUGCUUCUAUGUAAUUCCAAGAUGGAUUCUACUGUGUAUUAGAAAUGCUGUGCAGAAUGUUUAAUUUCAUGAGGCUGUGAUUAUGUAACCUUGAGAGAAGUGAGAGAAUGCUUGCUCUUACUGAGAACAGAAGGGAGUAACCAGUCUCAGCAAGAAGAGAGAUAAGCAGAUGUGAAGAGACUUUCGUGUUUGACUAGUUCCUGUUUGUAGCUCGCUGUAGAAAGACGUGUGUUUGAUGUACUUAGUAAAACUUAGUUUCUUUUGUAA